CCUGGAUUGAAGGAGUAUUCAGCAAGAGAGAAUGUAACAAAUUCAUACCCAGUUCAAAAGACCCUCACAAAUGUGCUCCAGGCUGUCAGGUCUGUCAGAAUUUGGUCAGGUGCUACUGUGGCCGGCUGAUUCAAGAGCAUAAUGGGAUAGAUUAUGCCUGGACCCUCUCAGCUGCCCAGGGUAAUGAAAACGAGCCAUGGUCUAUUGAAAAGCACACAGUGAAAAGCCCUACAGACACCUUUGGCACCAUUAAUUUCCAAGAUGGAGAUCACAUCUACCACUCCAAGUAUAUUAGAACUUCUUAUGAUACCAAAUUGGAUCAUCUGUUACAUUUAAUGUUGGAAGAGUGGAAGAUGGAGCUGCCAAAGCUUGUGAUUUCUGUCCAUGGAGGUCUCCAGAAUUUUAAGAUGCCCUCCAAACUUAAAGAGACCUUCAGCCAGGGUUUGGUUAAAGCUUCAGAGACAACAGGAGCGUGGAUAAUAACAGAAGGCAUCAACUCGGGAGUAUCCAAGCAUGUUGGGGAUGCCCUGAAAGCCCAUUCCUCUAAGUCCUUGAGGAAAAUCUGGACAGUUGGAAUCCCUCCAUGGGGUGUCAUUGAGAACCAGAGAGAUCUUAUUGGAAAAGAUGUGGUGUGCAUGUACCAGGCUCUGAGUAACCCCCUCAGCAAGCUCACUACCCUCAACUGUUUGCACUCACACUUCAUCCUGUCGGAUGACGGGACUGUGGGCAAGUAUGGAAAUGAAAUGAAGCUCAGGAGGAACCUGGAGAAGUACCUCUCAUUGCAGAAAAUACACAGCCGCUCACGACAAGGCGUGCCUGUGGUGGGGCUGGUGGUGGAAGGAGGCCCCAAUGUCAUCCUCUCGGUGUGGGAGAUGGUCAAGAACAAACACCCUGUGGUGGUGUAUGAAGGCACUGGCAGAGCUGCAGACCUCCUGGCCUUCACCCACAAACACUUGGAUAAAGGGAUGCUGUGUCCUCAGGUGAAAGAGGAGAUCAUCGGCAUGAUUCAAAACACUUUCAACUUUAGCCGUAAACAGUCCAAGCACCUUUUCCAAAUUCUAAUGGAAUGUGUGGGGCACAGGGAUUCUAUGACCAUAUUUGAUGCUGAUUCUGAAGAGCAGCAUGACCUUGACUUAGCAAUUCUAACAGCUUUGCUGAAGGGCACAAACUUAUCAACAUCAGAACAAUUAAAUCUAGCAAUGGCUUGGGACAGAAUGGACAUUGCCAAGAAACAUAUCCUAAUUUAUGGACAACAUUGGAAG
This is a messenger RNA of Castor canadensis (American beaver), 1262 nucleotides long. The record is from RefSeq and is a predicted model, not a curated record. Lineage: Eukaryota; Metazoa; Chordata; Mammalia; Rodentia; Castoridae.